Molecule: messenger RNA, 462 nt
Organism: Klebsormidium nitens
Lineage: Eukaryota; Viridiplantae; Streptophyta; Klebsormidiophyceae; Klebsormidiales; Klebsormidiaceae
Source: the annotation of a GenBank genome assembly
AUGAACGAAUUUGCCUUGCUGUCCUGGAUCGUCUUGCUGGCUGCUUUCCCCGACGCCUCGGAGUGCCGCACCGAGCCUGGCAGCCAGGUCAGCAAAGUGGCCGGCACUUUGGCUACCUUAUCCCCUGGAACAACCAUUAACGCGCCAGCCAGCACUGUGGCUCCCAGCCCUACUAGCGCACCUGAGUCACGUCUGUCCACUCGCAUCAGGAGCACCAUUAUGGAAGCGACCAGCCCGUAUCCCGGCACACUGAUCUACAUCGCGCUGUGCGGCACUCGGGAGACCCUGACCGGGGGGAGCUGCUCCUGCCCCGGCAGCAGUAACAUCGUUUUUGCUGGCCCGGUAAAAAUGCACGAUGAUAUCUACAGCUGGCAAUGCAAUUGCAGCAUAAAUCCGUCAUGUCCCUCCGGGGUGCCGGCCGGCGAGUGCCACAACAUAGCGUAUGCAGUGUGUGCGGAAUGA